Messenger RNA from Lodderomyces beijingensis, 909 nucleotides. Lineage: Eukaryota; Fungi; Ascomycota; Pichiomycetes; Serinales; Debaryomycetaceae. The record is from the annotation of a GenBank genome assembly.
AUGUUUCACCAGCUGAACCCGCAUGCGUCGCCGCAAAGCUUCCAUGGAUGCAACGCGGGCGGUUUGCCCAUGGCCGACUCGAUCUUCUUCAACCCGGAAACGGCGCAAGAGAUCUGCCCCGGUAUAUGGCUAGGGCCAUAUACCUCGCUCAACAACGGUGGUCUGCGCGCCGCACCGGAGCCGAGCUUUAUAGCGCGCAACAAGGUCAAGAUGAUCAUCAACUGCGGGUCGACCUUGAAAUUCUUGGACAAAGUCGCCCACGACCCGCACGUGACCAUCUCCUCCGAGGUGAUUAUCCUCAGCUUGGACCCCGCGGUCCACCACCAGCGGGAACGCAUUGGCGAAUUCACCGACAAGUUCAACCGCAUCUUGCAGAACUACUUGUCCUCGUUCUACACCAACAACGCCAAUGCCGCCAAGUUGGUCCACCGAUUGCCCCAGUCGCACACCCUCAACACCAUCACGUCGCCGCUUUUCAGCGGUUCGAAUUUGAAGAUUCAGUUUUUCAAAGUUGUGCGCUUGAUCAGCCUCUUUAGAACCAUCUUCAACCAGGAUUUGCAGAUUUUGAUUGUUUCCGAAACCGGCAAUUUGAACUUGUCCACGGGGCUAUGUGUUGCCUAUCUUAUGGACCACUACAAGUACAACUUGGCCAAUUGCUUCAGGUUGUUGCGCUCAAAGAGACCCACCGUGGGCGAAUUGAAGCUGAACUACUAUGACGACUUGUUGAUUAUCGAGAGUUUGAAAAAGUUUUACCUGGAAAAUUGCGAGAUUAAGGACCAGAAUCCGGGACUAUUGGUGAGCCAUUUCAAAAGAGGCAAGUGCGAUGACGAUGACGAUGGCGAUGGCGAUGGCGAUAGCAUGAUGGAUGAGAUUAUGGUUGGUGGGGAUAGAAAACGGAAAUUGAGGUAG